CCAUCUCUUUCCUCUCUAUCUCUUUCUCUCUCUCUCUAGACUUCGUCGAAGCGCCAUCGCCGAGAAAACAAGAGAGAGAGUGUUUGUUUGGCUUUCGAUAAAUCUAUCUAUCCAUUUAACCACAGAGAGAGAGAGAGAGAGAGAGAGAGAGAUAGAGAGCACACGUUAACAUCUUGCGCACCGUAGACGUCAUCAUCAGCCGUAUCCGCCGAUAAUGGCCGCUGAGCUGACUCAAGGCGGCGACGUCGUUUACUCGCCGAGGACUCUGCAAGUUUGGAGAGCUCUCCUGAACUGGCUCGGCUUCUUCUUCCAGAUCUUUCUUCAGAUCCUCAGAGCUCUAGGUCACCUUCCUCUCUUGUCUUCCUCUUCAUCUUCGUCUUCUCCAUCCUUCAAGCCCUUGCCGAAUAUCGAAUUGCCGGAGCACGAUCUUCCGGCCGAUUCCGCCGUCCAUAUUGCCGCCCUCCACGACUCCGACUCCGACGAUGUCUCCGAGGAGAAGAAACUCACGGUUGUUCUUGACUUGGACGAGACUCUAGUAUGUGCUUAUGAGACGUCUAGUUUGCCUCCUGGUGUUCGAAACCAAGCUACGGAAGCUGGCUUGAAGUGGUUUGAGCUGGAAUGCGUAUCUUCUGAUAAGGAAUUUGAAGGAAGGCCUAAGAUCAAUCAUGUUACGGUUUUUGAGCGUCCGGGAUUGCAUGAAUUCUUGAAACAACUCAGUGAAUUUGCUGAUCUUGUUCUGUUUACUGCUGGUCUUGAAGGUUAUGCCAGACCACUUGUCGAUCGUAUAGAUGAAGGAAAUCUAUUCAGUCUUCGACUUUAUCGGCCUUCAACAAUUAGCACGGAGUUUCGCGAGCAUGUUAAGGAUCUUUCCUGCAUAUCGAAGGAUAUGUGCCGUAGUGUUAUUGUUGACAACAAUCCCUUCAGCUUCUUGUUGCAACCAGUGAAUGGAAUCCCAUGCAUUCCAUUUUCUGCCGGGCAACCCCAUGACACACAGCUUUUGGAUGUCCUUCUUCCGCUCCUCAAGGAUCUCUCUCUGCAAAAAGAUGUGAGACCUAUGCUCCAUGAAAGGUUCCACAUGCCUGAAUGGUUUCAAAAGCAAGGAAUACCUCCACAAUGUUGGACGUUGGCGGACGGAUAAUAUGAAUGAACGUUCGAUUCUUUUCUGCAAUCGUUUAAACAUUUAUUCUGUUCAAAGCGGCAUCUCAUUAUUGGACUCAAUUAAUGUACAGCAUCAACUUGUACUCAGGAGAUGUCGAUGAAAGCCCGCCUUUGUCAAAGGCGUAGCCGCUGCAUCACAUGAUUAUAUAGGGGUACCAUUUAUCUAUGUACAUUUGUUCAGAACUCUGAUUCUUGUGUAACAUUGUUUAUAGGCUUGCAGUUCUCUUAGUUUUUAUAUUUUGUUGAAAGUUUGUAAAAUUGUUCGUAAUAAUUAUUGGCAGUUUACGUCCCCAUUCUGUUCCUUAAUUUCACCCA
Molecule: messenger RNA, 1473 nt
Organism: Morus notabilis
Lineage: Eukaryota; Viridiplantae; Streptophyta; Magnoliopsida; Rosales; Moraceae
Product: carboxy-terminal domain RNA polymerase II polypeptide A small phosphatase 1
Exons: 6
Coding region: 215-1138 (307 amino acids)
Molecular function (GO): phosphoprotein phosphatase activity
Source: RefSeq, a predicted model, not a curated record